AUGUCGCCUAUCGAAAGACUACCGACUGAGAUCGUCCAGUACAUAGCCGAACUGUGUACCUGGGAUUCAGCGCCCCCCGAGCAUGGCUUCCCUUCCAAAAUCGACGCAAAGCGCUACCGUAACGAAAGGGGCUGGGAGCCUCGGUUGUACGUGAGAUACCAUGCCGCAUUUGCUCGGACUAGCCGCCAUUUCUAUCAAAUCUUGAACGAGAGACUCUACGCGCGAAGUUUAUUUCGCGACCCCAACUGUUGCUCUUGCCUCCGUUGGGCCGUCCUUCAUAACCGACUGGAGACGAUCAAACGAGCGGUCACAUACCGUGCAGACUUGAACUCAUACGGACUACCUUUAGAUAUCUUUCCCUCAAAGACCAGCUAUGAAGCCCCCUGGGACGAUGACAUGAUCUAUAGAGCCCCGAGCGAUCUCAUGAAGGUGAACGGUGUUCUAAUACCAUGUUCCAAGUACGAACUCGAAUGCUCGUGGGAUCCGCCCCUCUAUGACGCUGCUGCCGCCGGCUUCACAGAGAUUGUUGCCUUUCUCCUGGAAGCCGGGGUCGACGUUGAAGAAGAAAUACAACACCGGACGAGGUUUCCACUUGAACUAGCCAUACAACAGGGACACGAAAAGAUCGCCGAGAUGCUCGUUAGCCGCGGGGCCUACCGCUCCCGAAGGGAUUUAUCGGCACUUCCCUCUGCUUUUUCCAAGGAUUUUAAAGGCGUUUUCACAGCCCUUCUGCAGAGGAAAGAAAAUGACGGUGCGUCUUUAAACGGAAAACUCCUUUACGGAGCUUCGUCCGACAAUCUGGAGCUUGUCACGCAGUGUCUUGGAAAUUCGAAAGCGAACGUCAACGCCCAGGAUAUGAUGGGGAAUACUGCACUGCACCUAGCCAUCAAGUCCCCCAAUGGAGGAUUGGAGGUUGCCAAAUCUAUUCUACAACAGUCCGGGGUUGGAACUCUCUUUGAAAACAUCAAGGGGCAUGCACCCCGGCCCGCGAGGGUCGGAUGGACAUUGUCCGGCUUCUCGCUGAAAUGCCAGACUUUCACGUCAAUCACCGAGCAUCUUUUGGCGAAAAUGUCUUGCACAUUUGACUAUUUCCUGAAACAUCCUAAUUUAGAUGUUCCGGGACGCCAAGAUCUGCGCAAGCUAUUGGAAAUUGUUUCUCGCAUGUCGGACGAGGAUCUGGCAAAUGAUUUUGUGCAGCGCUUGGUUGAAUCGGGAGCUCAGCUAGAGCCAGGCCACUCUGCUGUCGUCAAUGCCAUUUACCAUGGAAACCUGUCGACCGCAUCGAAACUUCUUUCCCUAACUUCCCAAGAAUACUUUGACCGCAAGUAUGUUCGUGAGGCUCGGAGAAGAGGAACACCCGGCCCCCUUCACCAUGCUUUGAUGCUACAGGACCCUCGCGUGACGACCUUCGUCGAAAGAUUAAUAGCACGCGGCGUGGAUGUUCAAAUUGCCCCACGCGACGUAGAUGUUCGAAUUGCCUCAAGCUUCAGCCGCUUACCUCACCGAGCAAAGAUUUGUGAAGCCACGCCGAUAUUCUUUGCCGCUACUUUUGCCCAGAAUACAGGCUGCAUGAAGAUGCUUUUCGAAGCCGGUGCGGACGCAACUUCUGACGUACAGGUCGAAUAUCUAGGAGGACACCGCACUAUGUCGAUGCUGUCAGCGGUAUUCAGUUAUGUUUGGAGGGAGCGAAGGGGACUCGUGGAAGUUCCUAUUCAGUAUCCUGGACUGGAGGAGCCACCUAUUGUCGAAAGCAUGUCUGAGCUGGAAGAUCAAAUUUCAAUGCUGCUUCAGCAUGGUGCAACCUUGAACGAGGUUGGGCGUAGUCCGUCAGCUUUGAGACUUGCGUGCACCGACGCCUUGCAGACUUCUGACUUUAGUUUUCUCAAGUGGUUGACAGACAAUUCGACGACAAGGAACGUGAGUGUAGAACACAUGGACUCACUUCUCAAGCAUUAUCGCCUGGUCGAAGACGAACAGGAGCAAAGGGAACUACAUGAUCGCAUCGGAGAGUCCGACGACAUACACGACACCAUUGAAUUUCUCAAAAAGGUCGGGGAAAUACACAAGAUCCUUAAAGGGUUCAAGGAAAAGCUACUACGCGAAGGAAUUCAAAAUUAG
Molecule: messenger RNA, 2118 nt
Organism: Clonostachys byssicola
Lineage: Eukaryota; Fungi; Ascomycota; Sordariomycetes; Hypocreales; Bionectriaceae
Source: the annotation of a GenBank genome assembly